AAACGACGAGUAGUCAUGACGACACGCAGGCAGACGUCAUAAUACCGACAAAGUCGGAUGUAGGAGAUUUUAUAGAAUACCUCCGCAUCUUGUGUGGUCUAUCUGACUGUCAGGGGGGGGGAAAGAGUCCAUGUAAGUAUUACUUUUGAACCCCUUUUCUUUCGAUGGGAGUACCGGUACUCGAUAAUGCAAUGAGUUUAUACCUCUACGAACAUAAACUUGCACUAUUUUGUCUGUUUUAAGUCAAAUUGUCGUAUGUUCAAACGAUUAUUUUGAGUUGUCCAAGAAGUAGAAUAGGGGAGAACAAGUGUUUCCUUUGCGCUAAGGAGACGCGUGCAGACGCGUACUCACUCGCUUGGAUCAUCAUUAUUAAGCUGCGUCCCGGACUGUCGUAAAGUCACGUUGGUCCUACGAGCUCAAACGUUAGCUAGCUUGUAAAUAUAAUGGAUUUCCCUGGGGAUUUUUUUUAAUGGUAACUAGCAUCAUUUUACCUGACGACUACUUCAAUCACGUUACUCAAUAAUUUGAUCCAGAUAUAGUGUAGCUGCAAAAGUUCUGACAACAAUCCUAAUCUUACUUGACUGCCACUUAAAUUACAUUUUACCUGAUGUACUGUAUCUGCAAACCAAAUUAAAAGGUUGUGCAGGUUCUGUUCAUUGGCAAUAUAUUGUAUAACCUAUAAAACAGCAGUCAGCGGUGCAAUUUAUAGUCUUGAAAUGCAACUAAGAAGAGGGCCAUCGUCAAGUACCUGAGUCGUUGCAGUGAAGGCUGGUUAUGAAAUGUAAAUAUAGGUACAGUACAAUAAGUGGGCAUCUGUUUCAAACGCAAAUAUUUGUUCAAAUAUUUUUGAACUAAUAUAUGGUCUCAACUCUCAACAACAAGUCCAGAGAAUGAGUCCAUGAAGUUUCUGACUUGACUGUUUCUAGACGAUGCUGUUAAAUUUGAGACACCACUCACACUGAGGGGUCUUGAUCCCUUGAAAAGAAGCCUGACCCUCUCCAAGAGAGGCCUGUGCAUGUCUCCGCUCUUCAUCCUCCUACUCCUCCUCCUCUUCACCGAGGCGUGGAGCUACGAGGCUCCCAAAGACAAGCAGGAUGUGUUUGCAAAAAAAGCCUGUCCAGCAUUCCUGAUCUUCUUCAACACCGCCUACCAGGCGGGAGCAACGGUGGAGCUGCCUUGCCACUGCAAACCUGAAGCGGUCCAAUCGGUGGUUUGGUUCUUUAGGAAGCACCAGUCCGACUCAGAAGAGACCAGAGCCCUGACCGAUUACAAUGGGAACAAGCUGCUGGAGUCCAAUCAAAUUACCCACAGCGGUGACCUGCGGAGUCGCUUCACAAUUCGUCUCUUUAGCCUGCUGAUCUUUCGAACGGCUGUUGACGAUUCGGGUAUCUAUAUCUGCGGGUCAGCCAAGGGAGACUACUUCUAUGCCUACGAUCUCGACAUCCAAGAGGUGCAGGAGCUCAGCUUCACGUCAAGGCUGACUUCUGAAAGUAUGAGCAACCCAAUAAAAGACAUAAGAGGACCAAGGUCUGGUCAGCCGCUCUACCAAGUGUUCACGGCUUUCCGUCCAUGGUCACAUUGCGAUCGCUGUGGCAUGCAAGGUGAGCAGGUCCGAGUGGGGCUCUGCUACGUCCGCUCCCGGUUCCUGCACGUCCGUUACACGCGGCGGCUCAACCGGACUGUGACAUCCUGCGGCUCAGGGGCGGUGCCUCAGGCAUUCAGCCACCUGAAGGGAAACAGAGUUGGAGCCAGACUGGAGGUCAGAGGCUGUAAUGUGACUUGUCCAAAGGAAGCGCCUCCCACUUCCAAAUCGGCUAAAAUGACUGUUGCGGUUAACAGUUCUGAUUCCAUGACGAAGCAGGUGAUGCAGGUUUCUUACCUAAACCACCCAGCAGACCAUAUCCUGACCCUCGGCUGCCCGGAGGCCCGGCCAUACAUGGCCGUGGCGUGGGACAGAGGAUCCGAACCCAUUUAUCGUUCACAGAGUUUGGUAGAUAGGAAUGCAGGCGUCAUGUCUCAGAGGAUUCAUAUUGAUGCUGGGCAUCAUCUGGUCUUCACCCCUGCUCAACUUGAGGAUUCAGGUGUCUACUACUGCUGGCUGAGUGGACGCCGAAUGGCUGAGAUAAACCUGCUGGUCUACCCCCAUUUUAAACGGGGCAUGUCAGUCACAUCAAAUCCAGACUUGCCCUUGGCUUUGCAGAUAGUUUUAAAAUCGUAUGCCGCCAUGACGGCGGUGUUUUGCCUCCUUAUCUUGCUUCGAGUCUGCAUUAGACACGUGCGGAGGGGCACAUUGAGGUGAAACCUGGUUGUUUAUAUUUCAUUUGUACGGAAUGCAAUCAGGUUUCAAAAGACAUUACUGAAAGAGAAAGUAAUGUCUCAUUCCCUCCAAAGACCACAGUAAGUGCACGAAACAUCAACAUACAAAAAAUAAUCUCAAAGAAUGGAUCUUUGUUAAACUACCUGUGCCAGUGACAUACAAUGACAGUCGUCCAGUCUGUGCUGUCCUUUUGAUGAUCUCAUUCCUGAUUCUGGCCAUCCUCAUCACUCGCAGAGAAUCUCAGCAUUUUCAGCUCUACCACCACGAGCUCUCAUCCCUCCAUUGCAACGUCUCCAAACUAUAUGGAUGAUCUCCGUAGUGUCCUAUAAACCUUUCCUUUCUUCUCCCUUAUCUCUCUUCUUCACCUCCUCCACACUCAACUUUGCUUUCAACAGUUCAUCCCGAGCGCUUCAACUCCUGUUCCGUCUCCACCUCGACUUCUUUUAACCUUUCAUUGCACUCGCUUUUAUUCGCACGUGUACUCAGUCUUGCUGUAACUAACCUUCGUUCCUUGUCUCUCCAGUGCAUAUUCCACCUGCUCCCUCUUCUCACUGCAGAUCAUGGUGUCAUCUGCAAGCAUCACUAUAGAAGACGCCUUUCUGACCCGAUCUGUCACUGUCAACCUGUCUCUCACCAUAUCAAACAAGAAGGGGCUCAGGUUCAAUCCUUGAUGUAGACUUUCUUCACCUUCAAGUGUUCUUUCUGCCACUCCAGCGGUCGCCUUUCCCACUGUCUUUCUUCUCAUGUGACCUGAUCUCUUCUAACAUCCAUUUUGUAAUCCGCUUAUCCUCCCAAGGGCCGUGGGCGUGCUGGAGCCUAUCCUGGCCGUCAUCGAGGGGAUACCCAGACAAUAUCAGGACACACAUAAACGAACAAAUAUUCACACACGGCACAAUUUAGAGUGCUCCAUUCACCUUCCAUGCAUGUUUUUGGAAAGUGGGAGGAAAGCGAAAUACCCAUAGAAAACCCAAGCAGGCAC
This is a messenger RNA of Hippocampus zosterae (dwarf seahorse), 3296 nucleotides long. Its product is annotated as Ig-like V-type domain-containing protein FAM187A. Bases 1016 to 2299 code for a protein of 427 amino acids. The record is from RefSeq and is a predicted model, not a curated record. The transcript is spliced from 5 exons. NCBI's taxonomy places the organism in Eukaryota, Metazoa, Chordata, Actinopteri, Syngnathiformes, Syngnathidae.